Molecule: messenger RNA, 1401 nt
Organism: Mesorhabditis spiculigera
Lineage: Eukaryota; Metazoa; Nematoda; Chromadorea; Rhabditida; Rhabditidae
Source: the annotation of a GenBank genome assembly
AUGAACUCGUCGGACUCGUCGAGCAUAUGCAUCCACGACAGACCCCUGCCCAAGCCCAGGGCCGCAAAGAAAAGCAAGAGCUUGCCGAAAAAUGACGGAGCCAACGGCGGGCUGCUGAGAAAUUCGGCGAGUCGUGGCGGGAGCCCGAUGAGACCGGUCACUCCGGAAAGCCUCCACCAAGACCACGAACACCCAUUUUUCGACGAUCUUAUUACGAUUAAUGUCAGCGGACUUCGGUUUCAGACCCAUGAGCGAACGCUGGCGAGAUACGAAGAUACCUUACUUGGAAAUAAAGAAAAACGAUCGAGAUAUUGGAACCCUCACAACAGCGAAUUCUUCUUCGAUCGAUCGCGAUCCGCUUUCGAGUCGAUCCUCUACGUCUACCAAUCGAAUGGCCGAGUCAAGCGCCCCGAGUCGGUCCCCAUCGACAUGUUCCUCAGGGAAAUGCGCUUUUUCCAGAUGGGCGAUCACUUUGUGGAGGAAUUUUGGAAAAGCGAGGGCUAUGAAAAGCCAAAAGAACAUGAGAUGCCCGAGAACCCGACGCAGCGCCGAAUCUGGGAACUAAUGGAAUAUCCGGAUUCCUCGCUCGGGGCCCGCAUCGUCGCCUUCAUCAGCAUUGCCGUCAUCAUCGUGAGCAUCGUGAGCUUCUGCUGGGAAACGGUCCCCUCCUCCCAUGAAAAUGCGACGCUCGCCGACUCGAUGCUCACCCCGACGCCCAUGCUCAAGGACGACAGCUCGCGCAACUACUUCUUCUGGCUCGAAUUUAUUUGUAUUAUUUGGUUCACGAUAGAGCUUUUCCUUCGAUUCAUCUCGUGCCCCAACAAGUACAUCUUCCUCACCGCCUUCCUCAACAUUAUCGAUUUCGUCGCGAUCGCGCCGUUUUUUGUCAAUUUCUUCUGGGCCGACGCGAGCAAGUCGAACUCGUCGAUGUCGUUCGCCGUCCUCCGGGUUCUGAGGCUUGUUCGCGUCUUCAGAAUAUUUAAGCUUAGCCGACACUCGGUCGGCCUUCAAAUCCUCGGCAAAACCUUCCGCGCGUCGAUCCAGGAAUUUUGCCUGCUCAUCUUUUUCAUGGUCAUCGCCUUGGUGCUCUUCUCCUCCGGGAUGUACUUUGCCGAGCAGGGCGAACCGAACACCAAGUUCACCUCGAUCCCGGCGAGCUUCUGGUUUGUGCUGGUGACUAUGACGACAGUCGGAUAUGGCGACCUGGUCCCGAGCGGAAUGUAUGGGAAAAUUGUCGGGUCGAUGUGCGCGCUGAUUGGCGUGCUGACGCUCGCUCUACCUGUCCCGAUUAUCGUGGCCAACUUCAAGCACUUCUACCGCCAAGAGAACCGGCUGGCCACGAUGAAGACGGCCGGGAAAGACGUGGAAGAAGCCGAUUUCUCGGGUGGCGAAGACGAUUUA